This is a messenger RNA of Seriola aureovittata, 5553 nucleotides long. Its product is annotated as stAR-related lipid transfer protein 13-like. Gene Ontology annotation, molecular function: protein binding; GTPase activator activity; lipid binding. NCBI's taxonomy places the organism in Eukaryota, Metazoa, Chordata, Actinopteri, Carangiformes, Carangidae. The transcript has 14 exons. The coding region runs from base 374 to 4033 and encodes 1219 amino acids. The record is from RefSeq and is a predicted model, not a curated record. Gene Ontology annotation, biological process: actin cytoskeleton organization; signal transduction; regulation of Rho protein signal transduction.
UCUCAUGCCAUUGGCCGCCGGUCAUGUGACCAAAGGAAAGACUUUGUGGAAGCAAGAGUUUGUGAUUCUUCCUCCCAUCUCAGCUGAGAAGUCAGCAUGUGUUAGUGUGUGUGUGUGUGUGGGGGAGAAUGAGGUCUGUCAUCUGAGUCAGGUGGUGUGAUGAGCCUUGUGUGUUUGUUUGACUGUGGUGAGCUGAAGCGAGGAGGCGGGCGCGUGGGGGAGCUGAUCCGGCUUCCAGUGAGAGCAUGUCAGAGGCAGGAAUUCACAAGGAGUGCUCACACAACAACUCAUCAGGGUGAGAGGGAGGAAGGCUUGUAGGUUAGCGAGGAUUAUAUUGUUAUGUUAGGAAGUUGUGGACAGCAGCGUGCUCGUUAUGGAUGAUGCGGACUCUGCAGUAAAUCUGGACAGUGUGGCUACCUCAGCACACUGUGGAGGUGCAGACCCAGCAAACGCUGCCAGAAACGAAGAGACAGUAAACUACAAUAUGGACAGUGUGGACAAUGCAAACGCAAUAGAAACUGCCAAAGAUGAAGAUAUUACCGGUCCAGCCAUCAUGGACAAGGCGGGGGACGACGCCCCGUGUGCUGACACCGUCGGUGCUGAGGGGAGCACGGACAGUGCUGAUGUUACAGACAGCAGGAGCGUGGAAACUGAUGACACUGUGGACAGUAUGGAUCAAAGUGCCAAGGGCGACAGUAACGGCUGCGAGAGCGACGGCGACAGCACCAGCGAGAGCACUUGUCUGGAGGCCAUGACGCCUGACGGGCAGGACUACUACCUGAGGCUGGGCGAUACCCCUCAACGCCGCUCUGCCCUGCGUCUCUCACGCAUCAUUGCCCGCCAGCAGCUGCUACGGAGGCUGGCACAAGAGAUUGAGGCUAAGGAGGCUUGUGAUUGGCUUAGAGCUGCAGGAUUUCCACAGUAUGCCCAGCUCUACGAAGAUUCCCAGUUUCCAAUUGAUAUUUCCUCAGUGAAAAGGGACCAUGACUUCUUGGACCGGGAUCUGGUGGAGCCUCUGUGUCGACGUCUAAAUACUCUGAACAAGUGUGCCUCCAUGAAACUGGAUGUCAGCCACCCCAAGAAGAAAGGUGAUGACUCUGAUGAAGAUGACCCGUUGGCUAUCAGCAAACGUUGGACAUUCGAGUGGAGUAGCCGACGCUGGUCUCGCCUACAAGACUUCCUGUUGGACAGCACCAAUGAAAGCAGCCCGACGGGUCAGGGGGAGGAGGGUCUGCGCAGCACAGUGAGCAGUGAGAGCGUGCUGACGGACCUGAGCGAGCAGGAGAUCACAGAAAUCUCCUCGCUGCACAGUGAGGACUCCGCCUCCGCCAUGCCUGACUCUAUAUCUAUGGCAUCCCUUUCCGCUUCCUACCAACCGCCAAGGGAACUCCCACACUACAACUCCCUGCCAAUCAAGAGCAGCCGCCAUGGGCAAGGAGGGCGGAGCAAAGCCAAAGAGUUUUUGCGUCGAAUGGAAAUGAUGCGCACUUGGGGGCCAUCCACAAGGCGGAAAAGCUCAAAUCGCAGGCCGCCGCUGGUCAUCAGCGGGCCGGUGUUACAGGGGGAGGAGCCUCAGGCACUGCAGAUGCUUCAGUGUACUCCCAUCAGCCAAUUAGAGCACAGCCCUAAACACAUCCAUGAAACUGAUGGAGACACUUCUCCUGUCAGCCUUACCAAUGAUUGUAAAGACCAAUCCAUGGUGAGUGUGAGCCCCAGCAGUGAGACAGUGGCGCCCAAUGUAAAGGCACCUGUGUGUACAAAACCCCGCACUGCCAGCAAGAGAAGCAGCAUGUAUCUGGAGGAUAUGGAGCUGCCUUCUCAGGGUAAGAGGACUGAAGGGCAGAGCCAGUUUGGCAGAAACCAGUUUCACUCAUAUGAAAACCUCCUUAUUCACAUCCCCAAAGACCAUAAGCCAGGCACCUUUCCAAAAGCUCUAUCCAUAGAGAGCCUGGCACCUUCCCCUGGCGACAAGAACAAUGGCUCUCAGACACAGGCCCAGACUUCUCCACCCAACAAUGGCCUGGGUGAGCCCUGGUCUGGUAAACCUCUUUCCAAGCCCCCCUGUCCUGGAGCGCCACGGGGCAGCAGGGCGAGUGUUUAUGACAACGUGCCGGGCUCCCACCUGUACGCCAGCACAGGAGACCUGCUGGACUUAGAGAAAGAGGACAACCUGUUCCCUCACCUGGAUGACAUCAUCCAGCACGUCAGCGGCCUGCAACAAAUAGUGGACCACUGGAGCCGCAGCGUGCUGCCCGAGGGUGAGACAGGGGAGGGGGAGGAGGAAGGGGAGGGCAGGACCACCCCCAGCGAAGGCGAGAGAGAUGGCGUCUCCUUGAAUGACACCGAUUCAACAGGGACCAGUCGGGAGAGGCGGGACUCUGGAGUUGGGGCCUCACUGACAAGACCACGUCUGCGAUGGCCCAGCUUCAGAACCUCUGAUCAUCUCAACCAGCCAGCUUCCUCACUGCAGAUCGGCAGCCAAUCAGCAGGCCAGCUCAGCCUGCUGCAGAAGUUCUCUUUGCUCCGCCUCACCGCCAUCAUGGAGAAAUACUCUAUGUCUAACAAACACGGCUGGACAUGGUCUGUGCCCAAGUUUAUGAAGCGCAUCAAGGUGCCAGACUACAAAGAGAAGAGUGUGUUUGGUGUUCCCCUCAUCGUCCAUGUCCAGCGUUGUGGUUUUCCGCUCCCUCUGUGUUUACAGCAGGCCCUCAGCCACCUCAGAACACACUGUCUGGACCAGGUGGGAUUGUUCCGUAAAUCCGGCGUGAAGUCUCGUAUUCAGGCUCUGAGGCAGCAGUGUGAGCUGUCCCCUGACUCUGUGAGCUACGAGGACCAGUCGGCCUACGACGUAGCCGACAUGGUCAAGCAGUUCUUCAGAGACUUGCCUGAGCCUCUGCUAACAAGCAAGCUGGGGGAAACUUUCCUGCAUAUUUACCAGUACGUCCCAAAGGAGCAGAGGUUGCAGGCCGUCAGAGCGGCCAUUUUGCUGAUGCCAGACGAAAACAGGGAGGUCCUGCAGACGCUGCUCUGCUUCCUGCGUGACGUCACUUCCUUGGUGGAGGAGAACCAGAUGACACCAAUGAACCUGGCCGUUUGCCUGGGACCUUCGCUCUUCCACCUCAGCAUACUGAAGAACGAGACGCUGUCGCCAAGGUCAAUCCAGAGGAAGUACACCACAGGCCGUCCCGAUCAGAAAGACCUGAAUGAGAACCUGGCCGCCACUCAGGGCCUGGCGCACAUGAUCACUGAGUGCCAGCGUCUGUUCCAGAUCCCAGAGGAGAUGGUGACGCAGUCUCGCAACUCGUACAUGGAGGCUGAGCUGAUGGUGCCCCCGCUGGACGAGCUGUGCAAGGCUCACGAGGAGGAAGUGGAUGAGGAAGAGGAAGAGGAGGAUGAGGAAGGAUCCUAUCAUACACACCUAGAAAGCCUGGUCCAGAACCUGCUGAAAGAAGCCAGGGAUAAGAGCAAAGGCUGGGUGUCUCGCUCAACUACUGACCACACCGAACUGGCAUUUAAAAAGGUAGGGGAUGGUAACCCUCUGAGGCGGUGGCGAGUGUGUGUGGAGGUGUCCGCAGCUCCCAGUGAGGUGCUGCAGCGGCUGCUGAAAGAGCGCCCUCUGUGGCAGACCGAACUACAGCAGGAGAAGGUUCUGGAGACGCUGGAUAAACAGACAGACGUGUACCAGUACUCCUGCCGCAACAUGGCGCCUCAGCCCAGCUGUGACUACGUGGUACUAAGAUCAUGGCGUACAGACCUGUGCAAAGGCUCAUGUGCGCUGGUGUGUGUGUCCGUCGAACAUGACGACAGCCCACGCGUGGGAGCGGUGAGGGGGGUUGUGCUGGAGUCACAGUACCUCCUCGAGCCCUGUGGGACGGGGAGGACGAGGCUCACCCAUAUCUCCAGAGUGGACCUCAGGGGGAGGUCUCCAGAAUGGUACAACAAAGCGUUUGGUCACCUGUGUGUUAAUGAAGCCCAGAGGAUCCGCUCCUCUUUUCACCCUCUCGAUCAGACGAGCACUGAGGCCAAGAGCUGAACCCCAGAAAUGAAGCUUUUUUUUUCUUUUAAAUCUUGGGUCACACUGCCAGAGCAGCUGGGCAAGACACCCAGUGACCCAGGAGCGGGAGUCAUCCAGGCAACGGACUUUGGUGUCUUUUCAUGCUGCUGAGCCACACUGAUCAUUACUGUACCAUACUGUGCUGAGUUACAGUCAUUCACACACAAAGAAGAGAGGGGUAUUUUUCUCAUGUAUUCCAGUAAUUCUGAAUAUCACUACUUAUUUAUUUUCCAAGCCAUUUUUUUCAUACCAUAGAACAAACGUGGGUUUCCAAAUAUGAAACAACUUAUUGUCUUUUACCAGCCGCUGAUGUUUCGUAUAAUUGGCUCUUAACCAUGUGCAUUAUUAGAUGGGGUAUUUUCAGUAUUUAUUGCUCUGGCUCAUUCUUCAAAAUCCUCACCUAAAAAUACAAUAUCUUGCAAAAAAUAAAAAUAAAAAAGGAAAAGAAAGAUGAUCCAAUGAAUCAGGCAGCAUCAGCAGGUUGGAUCAUGAGACUGUUUUUCUAUAGUGUUGGUAAAUGUUUAAUCUCCAACACCUUCAUUUGAUAUCACUUUAACUGUUAUUGUAAUAGAUUACCUACCGGAAGCUUACACAUAACUAUAACUGAUUUUGUAGAAGACUAUGUGUGAUCCAAGUUGGCAUGAAAGUUCUCAUAUUUAAACUAAAAAACCUUUAUUUGUAUUGAUUACUCUGAGGAAUCUAUCUUAACCCCAUCUCUGUAAAGUGCCACAUGGCCUGCCUGCAAUAUACAUGAGCAAUUUGAUUGAAACUGUUUAGAACAAUUUCUCUUCUCAGAUGUUUUAUUGACUAGAAGUGAGAAAACAGAUCCUAUUCACCCCUGAUCUGAUUUAAUCAUUGUACAUUUUAGAAAAGCAGCCACACAAACAACAUCAUCAAUAUCUGAUGAUUACAUCAUAUACACGAUUAUUCAUUGAUUUAAACUGGACCUCCCUGACCUACAUCAGCACAAAUCUGUGGAGCCUGCCACAGAUGCUGUAAAGACACAAAUCCCUGUCUACAGGAAUAACCAGGAUCAGUACAAUAUGGGUACAUGACAGCACAACAUUGUGAAAAGUGCACUAGCUUCAGGACAAACAAGUACGUGAGGGAUCUGGAUCACAGAAAGGGGAAACACUCAUCGGGUCCAUAAAUGUGCUUUAACCCUGUUAUGGAUACAUUGUGUUGGAUAUCACUGUUGAUUUAGUCCUCUGUCAUUAUUUUCACUAUUUUCAGUGUUAAUCUUAUCUAAAUGAAAUGUUAUUUUAAAGUUAUUAUUGUCAGUAUAUCUCUGUAUAUGGUAUCAUUGUUGCUUUUCUUUUAUUAUUUUUGCUGUCAUGUUAUACAAUGUCUAAGACAUGUGACCAUUUCACUGCUUCUGGGAAGCAUGUUUGAAAUUUUGCAUGUGUGGGUGUGUGCAUGGAUGUACCUGUGUAUCUGCGUUUUAGAUAUACGUACAGCCUGUAUUGUAAAUAUAUAUAAAUAUAUAUAUAUAUACAUGA